AUGGGAGCCGUGCGCAGGCGUGGAAAUAAUAUGUUUGCUCCAACGACAGAACCAAAGAAAAAUCCUCUCCAAAGAGUGCCAUUUUCAAAGCCCCCUUUUACAAUUGGUGACAUCAAGAAGGCAAUUCCUCCUCAUUGCUUUCAUCGAUCUCUCAUUCGCUCGUUCUCCUAUCUUAUUCAAGAUCUCAUAUUUGUCUCCAUCUUUUACUAUAUUGCCACAACUUAUUUCCAUUUCCUUCCGUCGCCAUAUAGUUACCUAGCAUGGCCUAUUUACUGGAUCGCUCAAGGUUGUGUUUUCACCGGAAUAUGGAUGAUUGGCCAUGAGUGUGGCCACCAUUCCUUCAGUGAUUACCAAUGGGUAGACGACACUGUUGGUCUUAUCCUUCACUCUGUACUUCUAACGCCAUACUUCUCAUGGAAAUAUAGUCAUCGUCGUCACCAUUCUAAUACUAGUUUCCUUGAGCAUGAUGAAGUAUACGUGCCUAGGCUUAAAUCCGAACUAAGACAGCUCACCAAGUAUUUGAACAAUCCACCAGUACAAGUACUCGGACUUGCCUGCACCCUCAUUCUUGGCUGGCCUUUGUAUUUGGUCUUCAAUGCCUCCGGUAGACUAUAUCAUCGCUUUGCGUGUCAUUUUUAUCCAUAUAGCCCAAUAUAUGAUAAUCGCGAGAGAAUACAAAUCUACAUUUCAGAUGCAGGUGUGAUUGGAGCUAGUUAUGUGUUGUAUCGCAAUGCUUUGGCACAAAGUCUAGCUUGGCUUAUAUGCUUCUAUGGGGUGCCCCUCCAAAUUAUGAGCAUCUUUAUAGUGUUAAUCACUUUUUUGCACCGUACUCACUCUUCAUUGCCACACUAUGAUUCAUCUGAGUGGGAUUGGUUAAGAGGUAUGAGUUCAGACUCAGGAAGACUAAGCGACUGGGGUCGUGACAGUGUGCUAAAUAAGGUCUUUCACAACAUUACAGAUACUCACGUUUUGCAUCAUUUAUUCACCACCAUGCCACAUUAUCACGCAACGGAGGCAACCAAAGCAAUCAAGCCAUUACUAGGAGAGUACUACCAAUUUGAUGGUACCCCGUUUUAUAAGGCAAUAUGGAGAGAUUCGAAAGAGUGCAUCUAUGUUGAGAAAGAUGAAGGAUCUCAAGAUAUAGAUGUUUUUUGGUAUAAAAACAAGCUUUGAAAGAUGUAUAAAAAAAAUUACUUGGAUUUGGUUAAA
This is a messenger RNA of Nicotiana attenuata, 1209 nucleotides long. RefSeq names its product delta(12)-fatty-acid desaturase FAD2-like. The transcript has 2 exons. The coding region runs from base 1 to 1173 and encodes 390 amino acids. Lineage: Eukaryota; Viridiplantae; Streptophyta; Magnoliopsida; Solanales; Solanaceae. Gene Ontology annotation, molecular function: oxidoreductase activity, acting on paired donors, with oxidation of a pair of donors resulting in the reduction of molecular oxygen to two molecules of water. The record is from RefSeq and is a predicted model, not a curated record. Gene Ontology annotation, biological process: lipid metabolic process.